Molecule: messenger RNA, 1581 nt
Organism: Pyrus x bretschneideri (Chinese white pear)
Lineage: Eukaryota; Viridiplantae; Streptophyta; Magnoliopsida; Rosales; Rosaceae
Product: geraniol 8-hydroxylase-like
Exons: 3
Coding region: 43-1581 (512 amino acids)
Molecular function (GO): heme binding; monooxygenase activity; oxidoreductase activity, acting on paired donors, with incorporation or reduction of molecular oxygen
Source: RefSeq, a predicted model, not a curated record
CAACAAGAGGACCUAGAGAGAAAGAAAAAAAACGUAGCAAAAAUGGAAGCCUUCCCUCUCUGCAUGAUCAUUGCAUUGUUAUCAGUUGCUGCAUAUUUUUUCAUCACUCGUCUUGUCCACGGCGGCAAAUAUGAGAAUUGGAAGAACUCCCCGCCAGGACCUGUUGGAUGGCCGAUACUCGGAAACCUUCUUCAACUGAGCAGCAGCCAAAUGCAUGAACACUUGUUUAAGUUAUCCAAAAUUCAUGGCCCGCUCUUUAGCCUGAAAUUGGGUCCAAAGCCGGUCAUUGUGGCAGCUUCGCCGGAAAUGGCACGCAUUAUCCUCAAGGAACAGGAGGCUGUUUUCUCCAAUCAUGUCGCCAACGAAACCUCCCUAGUCAUGUCAUAUGAUGCCACCUCCCUUGUAUAUUCUCCGAUGGGUACACGAUGGAGAGUGCUCAGAAGAAUAUUGAAUGAAAAUGUCUUCUCUACUAGAGCCCUUGACAAUUUUACACCACUUCGCAAGCAAAAGGUCCAUGGAUUACUGAAGCAACUCUACUCAGCUUCUUCGUCAAAGAAUCCGGUGAACAUUGGAGAGUGGGUUUUCAUCACCGUAGCCAACAUUACAAGCAACCUUACAUGCAGUAAGAGCCUUUUUGAGUACACAACAAUGGAAGGGAGAGAAAUGAAAGAAUCAUUAAGAGAAUUAAUAAAACUUCUUGGCACGGGCAAUGUUGCUGAUUUCUUCCCAUUAUUCAAGCCUUUUGAUCCUCAAGGGCUCAAACGGAGAACGUUGGCGAUCUUUUGGAAAUAUGAUGCUUUGUAUGAGAAACUUAUCGACGAGAGGUUGAAAGAGAGGGAAAUUGGAAUCAACAAUACUACUAAGAAGGAGAAAGGGGACAUGUUAGAUGCAUUGUUGAACUAUAGAAGUGAUAAAGAUGAUGACCUGAGAACGCUUUCUAGAAACAUGAUCAAAAGCUUGCUUUCGGACAUGUUCAUUGCAAGCACGGAGACAAGCACAAGCACUGUCGAGUGGGGAAUGGCAGAGAUCCUGAAAAACCCUGAUGUACACAAGAAAAUAGUUCUGGAAUUGGACCAAGUUGUUGGAAAGGACAGGUUUGUUGAAGAAAGCGACAUUGCGAAUUUGCCUUACCUUCAAGCAGUAGUGAAAGAAGUUUUCCGACUCCACCCAGCAGUCCCACUCAUUACUCGUCGCUCAUACAAGGCUUGUGAGGUUUCUGGGUAUCAUUUUCCUAAGGAUUGCGUUGCGGUGGUGAACAUUUGGGGGAUGGCUAGAGAUCCAAGCAUUUGGGAAGAGCCUUGCAAAUUCAAACCAGAAAGGUUUAUUGGUUUGAAGAUUGAUGUGAAAGGCCAAGACUUCAAUCUACUGCCAUUUGGGUGUGGGAAAAGGAUCUGUGUAGGAUGGCCACUUGCUCAUCGCACGGUGCAAUUUUACUUGGCAGCAUUUCUCCAUGCCUUUGAGUGGGAAUGCCCUCCUGAAGUCGUGGACAAUAUGGAAGAAUUUGUUGGGAUUACAAUUCAAAAGGCCAAGAGUAUCAUCGCCAUUCCCAAACCUAGACUGUCAACUUCUGUUUACCUGUAA